Messenger RNA from Lottia gigantea (owl limpet), 675 nucleotides. RefSeq lists its product as hypothetical. NCBI's taxonomy places the organism in Eukaryota, Metazoa, Mollusca, Gastropoda, Lottiidae. Bases 1 to 675 code for a protein of 224 amino acids. The record is from RefSeq and is a predicted model, not a curated record. The transcript has 2 exons.
AUGGCGGAUGCUAUACUCCGCUUGGCGGAGGCAAAUCAGGAAACUCCGAAACACAAGGGUUCCGAGUCCAAUGUCAUCAUCAAAGAUGACAAUUUAAAAAAGCCGAUAACAAAAUCAUCUGCUUCUGGUACGGGAGAUAACUCAGCCACAACCUUAUGUAGUGAGUCGGAUGAUUUCAAAACGGCGAUCCUCUCCGAAGUACGCUGUUUAGCCUCAACUAUUGGUAACCUGAAAAACGAUAUGAAGAAUUCCAUUUCAAAGCUAAAGAGUCAAGUGAAUGACUUUAUCGACGGCGAUGGAAAAGAUAGUUAUUAUAACAUUGAUUACUUAAGCGAUUCAGACAUAGUCGAACCUUCUCAGGUCAAGGUCAGAGAACCGGAUGUAGACCCAGGUGCUUCGCUGGCUGAAAAUCUUUUUUCCGACGACGAGUCGGCAAAUGUAGAAACAAGUGACAGGAUUGAAGAAUACGACGUGGUCUCAGACCUAAGAUCCAACCUGACUAACGAAGAAGAAGUCGGAGCAAAGGUUGACGAUCGUUUAGCAGACAUAGUAUCGAACUCGUUUACGUACAAAACUAAACAGGACAUAGAUUCCAUCACAGAGAAAAUUAAGAAGUAUAAAAAACCGGCAAAUUGUCCGUCUUUAAAAACACAGGAAAUUAACAGGAUUAUGUGA